AUGAUCUUCAGAAAUCACACUGAUAAACUGCAGUCUUGUCAAGUGAGUGCUUUACUGCGAAACUGCGAUGUUGAAAUCUCUUCUCAGGUGAGGAGCAGGCACUCCUCCAGUAGCUCCACCUGUGCUAAUGGCUCCAGUUGCUGGGACGGAGCAGGAGAUGACAGUGACGUCUGUAACGUGCUCAAUAUCCCUGUCACAACUCCAGAGAACCUCUACCUGAUGGGAAUGGAGUUGUUCGAGGAGGCUCUGCGGCGCUGGGAACAGGCGCUAACGUUCCGCAGCAGGCAAGCGGAAGAUGAGGAAAGUUGUGCAUCCGUGAAGCUGGGAGCUGGAGAUGCCAUUGCAGAAGAAAGCAUGGAGGACAUCAUCAGUGUAGAUUUCAUUCGAAAGCUGGAGUCCCUGUUACAGAGAGCAUAUCGGCUCCAGGAGGAGUUUGAGGGAGCGCUGGAAAUGACAGACCCUUCAACACAUCCUAUAAGCGACAAGCACAUGGAUCUCUCCGUGCGGGAGGACUUGGAGGACACAUGUCUGAGAGAUUCAAUCAGUAUCGCCUCAACAGAUUCCUUCGUCUCUGCAGCAGAGUUAUCUGAGCACAGAGAGAUGAGAAGUGCCCAUGCCCUGGAGUCACUGUGUCAUCACCCCUUCUAUGAGGACGCCCUGCAGAUGGCUGAGGAAGGAAAGAUCUCCUGCCGAGUGCUAAGAACUGAAAUGCUUGAAUGUCUUGGAGACACAGACUUCCUGGCAAAGCUGCACUGUAUACGGCAGGCAUGUCAGGUCAUCUUAUGUGAAAGAGCCACCAGAGCAUUUCUGGCUGAUACAGGAAAGAAGAUACUGUCUUCGAUUAUAGUCAAAGCAAGGAAGAGCCCAAAGAGAUUUGAGGAGGUGUUUGAAGAAAUGAUCUGCUUUCUGGAGGAAACGGACCAUUGGGAGAACACUGAGAUGGAGCUUUCUUCCAGAGGGGUUAAACAUCUGAACUUCUAUGACAUUGUUCUUGACUUCAUCCUUAUGGACUCAUUUGAGGAUCUUGAGAAUCCACCCAUAUCCAUUCAAAAUGUGGUCAACAAUCGUUGGCUCAACAACUCUUUCAAAGAAACGGCUGUUGCAUCAAGUUGUUGGUCCGUUCUGAAACAGAAGAGGCAACAUAUGAAGGUUCAAGAUGGUUUCAUCGUGCAUUUCUAUGCAGUGUGUGAACAAAUAAGUCCUGUCUUGGCCUGGGGGUUUCUAGGCCCUAAAAGUUCCCUGCAUGAUUUCUGCUGCUAUUUCAAGGAACAGGUGCUGUUCUUCAUGAAGGACAUUUUUGAUCUGGAUAAAGUACGUUACUGUAGUCUGGACACUUUGGCUGAGGACAUCCUGCACUUGCUUCACGAACGCUCUGAACUGCUUCUUGCCUAUCUGGGCACUGACAUGAUCCAUCACUUAAACGGCUGUAGUGGCACACCUUUGCACCUGGUACCCAGUGCGUUGCUGGAAGCACAGGUUCAGUGAGCUACAUCUGUCUGUCAUACCCUCCACAUUUUCAUGGUUACCUACAGCUGCGGAGUCCACUGUACGUCAUGACUCUUGUCUUUCAAGUUGUUAUUAGUGCCAUGUCAAUGAAUUAUAAAGUUUGUCUACUGUUUAAAAUGAAGUGGGUAAGAACAGAAAGAGAUGUAUAUUUUAUAUGCCUUCCAUGUGGUAUUCCAGUAGCUUUAAUUUUUAUACUUGAGUGAUAUGCUCAAUGAAUGAUCAAAAUUUUUGGGUACUUGAUGUUUUGAGACUGUGUUUUAAGUAUGAGUAUUUUCAUAGUUCUGAAAACAAAAGUUUAUUCUCGAGGUUUUUAAACCAAAUGUCUUCAUGUAGGUCACUUAAGAGUCUCUGAACAUUUAUGGGAAUUAAUUUAACACUAGCCAUGAAUUCAGUUUAGAUUUCCCAACAGUUAGAAUACAUGAAACAGCUGGCUGUUCUAAAUUUAAGUCAUUACAUGAUCUAUUAAAGCUCAAACAAUUGAUGUUUUUUGUAAUGUUCUUUGGGAUUAAAGCUGCAUUUUGUUCAUAAACAUGUUAAGCUAGUACACAAGUAUGAAUUCGAUUUAACACUGCUAAAUAAAAACCUCAAAAAACAA
Messenger RNA from Carassius auratus (goldfish), 2101 nucleotides. RefSeq names its product mitoguardin 1 (gene miga1). Gene Ontology annotation, biological process: mitochondrial fusion. NCBI's taxonomy places the organism in Eukaryota, Metazoa, Chordata, Actinopteri, Cypriniformes, Cyprinidae. The transcript is spliced from 13 exons. Bases 1 to 1485 code for a protein of 494 amino acids. The record is from RefSeq and is a predicted model, not a curated record.